This is a messenger RNA of Anoplopoma fimbria (sablefish), 4141 nucleotides long. RefSeq names its product NACHT, LRR and PYD domains-containing protein 4F-like. The record is from RefSeq and is a predicted model, not a curated record. Gene Ontology annotation, molecular function: protein binding. NCBI's taxonomy places the organism in Eukaryota, Metazoa, Chordata, Actinopteri, Perciformes, Anoplopomatidae.
CCUCCUGCAGAAUGCAGAGAACACAAGAGCUGCGCACAUAAAGAACAAAGAGAAGGAGCACUUUCCACCAUGAGUGAGUCGACUGACAACGGGGAGGGAGUCCAGCCCUCCAGCACCACGCUGAAUGAAAAAUGGAUCGAAACAAAGAGGACUACGCAGACAAAAGCAGAUACUCCUUCACAAACCCGUUUGCCAAUGAAGAUUGUGAAGCCGAUGGUUUUCCCUGUGGAUUUCAAACAGCAAGAUUCAGUUUCAGAGAAUGAGCAGAAAAGAGCAGAUUCUCCUUCACCAUCAUGUGUGUCCAUGAAGAGUGACAUGUCCAUGGAUUUCCCUGUGGCUUUCACAGGGCAAUAUAUAUUUUCUGAGACUGAUCAGAAAAAAGCAGUUUCCUCUUCACCAUCCUGUGUGUCCAUGAAGAGUGACAUGUCCAUGGAUUUCCCUGUGGCUUUCAAACAGCAAGAUUCAAAGUCAGAGACUGAUCAGAAAAAAGCAGAUUCCUCUUCACCAUCCUGUUUGUCCAUGAAGAGUGACAUGUCCAUGGAUUUCCCUGUGGCUUUCAAACAGCAAAAUUCAAAGUCAGAGACUGAGCAGAAAAAAGCAGAUUCUCCUUCACCAUCCUGUGUGUCCAUGAAGAGUGACAUGUCCAUGGAUUUCCCUGUGGCUUUCAAACAGCAAGAUUCAAUUUCUGAAGUUCACCAGGAGAUGUCAGAGGUUGUCGCUGGUUGUCAAACAGAGCUGGACUCCAUAUUUAAGUUCCUUGAGGAGAACAUGUUUGCCUUCAUGAAGCAAGAGCUUAAGAAGUACCAGAGGGUCCUGAGUCCAGAUAACCCAGAAUGCUUAGAGAGCCAAGGUGAGGACGAGGAGUUGUUUGAUGGUGAAGAGGAAGAGCACAGAGAGGCAUUUCUGAAGAUCGCCCAGCACUUCCUGAGGUUAAUGAAGAAGGAGAAGCUGGCUGACUCUCUGCAGAACAGAUCUAGAGCUGCAGCGUGCCGCCGUAAACUCAAAUCUAAUCUGAAGAAUAGGUUUCAAAGCGUGUUUGAGGGGAUCGCUAAAGCAGGAAACCCCGCCCUUCUGAAUCAGAUCUACACAGAGCUCCACAUCACAGAGGGAGGGAACGCAGAGGUCAACAAUGAACACGAGGUCAGACAGAUUGAAACAGCAUCCAGGAAACCAGACAGACCAGAGACAACCAUCAGAUGUGACGACAUCUUUAAAGCCUCACCUGGACGAGAUGAACCAAUCAGAACAGUGAUGACAACGGGAGUGGCUGGCAUCGGGAAAACAGUCUUAACACAGAAGUUCACUCUGGACUGGGCUGAAGACAAAGCCAACCAGGACAUACGGUUCACAUUUCCAUUCACCUUCAGAGAGCUGAAUGUGCUGAAAGAGAAGAAGUUCAGCUUGGUGGAACUUGUUCAUCACUUCUUCUCUGAAACCAAAGAAGCAGGAAUCUGCAGGUUUGAAGAGUUCCCGGUUGUGUUCAUCUUUGACGGUCUGGAUGAGUGUCGACUUCCUCUGGACUUCCACAACAAUGAGAUCCUGAUUGAUGUUACAGAGUCCACCUCAGUGGAUGUGCUGCUGACAAACCUCAUCAGGGGGAAACUGCUUCCCUCUGCUCGCCUCUGGAUAACCACACGACCUGCAGCAGCCAAUCAGAUCCCUCCUGAGUGUGUUGACAUGGUGACAGAGGUCAGAGGGUUCACUGACCCCCAGAAGGACGAGUACUUCAGGAAGAAAUUCAGAGAGGAAGAACAGGCCGUCAGGAUCAUCUCCCACAUCAAGACCUCACGAAGCCUCCACAUCAUGUGCCACAUCCCAGUCUUCUGCUGGAUCACUGCUACAGUUCUGGAGGAUGUGAUGAAGACUAUAGAGGGAGGAGAGCUUCCCCAGACCCUGACUGAGUUGUACAUCCACUUCCUGGUGGUUCAGUCCAAAUUCAAGAAUGUCAAGUACGAUGGAGGAGCUGAGACGGAUCCACACUGGAGUCCAGAGAGCAGGAAGAUGACUGAGUCUCUGGGAAAACUGGCUUUUGAUCAGCUGCAGAAAGGAAACCUGAUCUUCUAUGAAUCCGACCUGACAGAGUGUGGCAUCGAUAUCAGAGCAGCCUCAGUGUACUCAGGAGUGUUCACACAGGUCUUUAGAGAGGAGAGAGGACUGUACCAGGACAAGGUGUUCUGCUUCAUCCAUCUGAGUGUUCAGGAGUUUCUGGCUGCUCUUCAUGUCCAUCUGACCUUCAUCAACUCUGGUGUCAAUCUGCUGUCAGAAGAAAAAUCCACCACCUUUAUGUCUAAGCUGUUCAGAAUCAAACCUGAAGCCCUCUACCAGAGUGCUGUGGACAAGGCCUUACAGAGUCCAAACGGACACCUGGACCUGUUCCUCCGCUUCCUCCUGGGUCUGUCACUGCCGACCAAUCAGACUCUCCUACGAGGCCUGGUGACUCCGACGGGAAGCAGCUCGCCGACCAAUCAGGAAACAGUCAAGUACAUCAGGAAGAAGAUCGGUGAGAAUCCGUCUCCAGAGAAAAGCAUCAAUCUGUUCCACUGUCUGAAUGAACUGAAGGACAGCCAUCUUAUUGAGGAGAUCAAAGGAUGUCUGUGUUCAAGACAUCUGUCCACACAGGAGCUCUCCGCUCAGUGGUCAGCUCUGGUCUUCCUGUUGCUGUCUUCAGACAAAGAUCUGGAAGAGUUUGACCUGAAGAAACACGCUGAUUCAGAGGAGGAUUUUCUGAGGCUGCUGCCAGUGGUCAAAGCCUCCAACAAAGCUCUGCUGAGUUGCUGUAAUCUGUCAGAGAAAAGCUGUGAAGCUCUGUCCUCAGUCCUCAGCUCACAGUCCUCCAGUCUGAAGGAGCUGGACCUGAGUCACAACGACCUGAAGGACUCAGGAGUGAAGCUGCUUUGUGCUGGACUGGAAAGUCCACAUUGUAGACUGGAGGUUCUCAGGCUGUCGGGCUGUCUCAUCACAAAGAAAGGUUGUGCUUCUUUGGCCUCUGCUCUUAAAACCAACCCCUCCCACCUGAGGGAGCUGGACCUGAGCUACAAUAACCCAGGAGACUCAGGACAGGAGCUGCUCUCUGGUGGACUGAAGGACCAACACUGGAGACUGGACACUCUCAGGAUGGACAACGGUGGAUCACAGAAAAUGAAACCUGGUCUGAUGAAGUACGCCCGUAAACUCGAACUGGACAACACCACGGCCAACAAGCAGCUCAUAUUGUCCGACAACAACAUGAAGAUGACAGUGAGGAAAGAGAAGCAGCCGUAUCCUGACGAUCCAGGGAGAUUUGACUACUGGAAACAGGUCCUGUGCACGGACGGUCUGACUGGGCGCUGUUACUGGGAGGUUGAGUGGGAAGGGCAUGUCUAUAUAGCGGUGGCCUAUAAAGAAAUCAAGAGAGGACAAGGCGAAGACAGCUGCCUUGGAAAGAACGAUCAGUCGUGGAGUCUGAACUGCUCCAAUGACGGUUACUCCAUCCUGCACGAUAAGAAAGUGGUGGCCAUCGAUGUCCCCCCACUGAACAGAGUGGGCGUGUUCCUGGACUGGUCUGCUGGCACUCUGUCGUUCUACAGAGUCUCUACCGACAAACUGACCCACAUCCACACCUUCAACACCAAAUUCAAGGGGGCGGUCUACCCGGCUUUCAGGGUCAAGAUGGACCCGCUGAACUCGUCAGUGUCUUUGUGUAAGAUACCUUAAACCUAUAAAAUCUGAUUGGGUUUUGGUGUAUCAUUUCUGAGUUUGUACAACCUCGAUUCCUCUCCUUGCCUCCUCAUGUAUUAAGCUUUGUAUCACUAGCAAUUCACACACAAUCAAAUAGAAGCUUUUACCAGAUUUAAUAGAGGUAAAUGUGAUUGAGAUGCGAGGCUUAACUUCGUGUAGCAUGUCCAGUUAGCCGCAUGAGUUAAGGGCAGCUUCGAUAGGUAAUCCGCUGUAGCACCCGUACACGGCGAACCCCAAACAGUCCCAUGUUACUUGAGACUAGCUUGACCAGAGCUGAGAUCUUUAUGAUCUUGACGAAUGUAGUGGAGUUAGCUAUUUGUCCAAGCUCUAGGAAGAAAGGGGGCGGCAUUAAUCGAAGGUAUCGAGGACAACAGGUUGAUUGUAUGUUGUAUGUUGUAUGUUGUUUCAUACUGAUGUGAUGCAG